UGCUGAAGUGUGGGAGGAGGAAGUUGACAUCUAGUAUAAAAAUGAAACAUUCAAUAGAAUUUUAACACUCCUGCCUUAAAUCAUACCUUUGAAAUCUUGGAGCAUGGCUGAGAAGCAGCUUUUUGUCGUGUUCGGGGCAACAGGUGCACAGGGAAGUUCAGUUGUAAAGGCACUUUUGAAGGAUGGAACUUUCAAAGUGCGGGGUGUUACAAGAAACCCAUGCAAGAAGGCUGCAAAUGACCUGAAGGAACUGGGUGCAGAGAUUGUCACUGGUGAUCUUGAUGAUGCAGAGUCUGUCAAGUCUGUUCUGACCGGAGCAUAUGGAGUGUUCCUAGUUACCAAUUUUCUGGAACACUUCAGUAAGGAAAGGGAGAUCAAACAGGGCAAACUGGUUGCUGACACGUCAAAAAGUCUGGGGCUUAAGCAUGUGGUUUUCAGUGGCUUGGAUAACGUCAAGAAACUGACAAAUGGUGAACUGGAAGUGCCACACUAUGAUAGCAAAGGAGAGGUGGAAGAAUACUUCAGGGAGAUUGAUGUCCCCAUGACAAGUGUCAGACUGCCAGCAUACUUUGAGAAUUUGUUGACACAUACCAAGCCACAAAAGGCUCCAGAUGGAGAUGGUUACACUAUUGCCAUACCAAUGGAAGACGUUCCAGUACGGUGUAUGUCAGUAGCAGACUUGGGACCCAUGGUGUUGAGCAUUCUCAAGUCACAAGAACAAUAUAUUGGAAAAAAUAUCAACCUUCAUACUGAUGAAGUAACUACAGAGGAGAUGGCUACAAUUCUAUCAAAACAUACUGGAAAGAAAAUACGGGAUGCAAAGAUAUCUAUUGAAGAUUAUGAGAAACAAAACUCAGCGAAAUAUAAAGCAAUGGCUAAUAUGUUUCGUUUCUUCAAGAUAAAAUCAGACUAUAACAAAGAAUUAACAUGGAAGUUAAACCCUAAAUCCAGGACAUUUGAUGAGUGGGUGAAAAAAAACACGGAUAUGCUGACAGCCAUUCUCUCUUAGUAUAUCAUGAUGGUUUAAUGGAAGCAUUUUACUUUAUUAUAGUUCGAUCUAAAGGAAUAAAAUGCUAAUUUGUUACAACAGUUUCA
Molecule: messenger RNA, 1095 nt
Organism: Protopterus annectens (West African lungfish)
Lineage: Eukaryota; Metazoa; Chordata; Ceratodontiformes; Protopteridae
Product: nmrA-like family domain-containing protein 1
Exons: 5
Coding region: 104-1009 (301 amino acids)
Source: RefSeq, a predicted model, not a curated record